Talaromyces stipitatus ATCC 10500 is the source of this 186-nucleotide messenger RNA. RefSeq lists its product as uncharacterized. The record is from RefSeq and is a predicted model, not a curated record. Lineage: Eukaryota; Fungi; Ascomycota; Eurotiomycetes; Eurotiales; Trichocomaceae. The transcript has 2 exons. The coding region runs from base 1 to 186 and encodes 61 amino acids.
AUGUCAACGAAAGCGGUCCUUAUUACCGACCAGCUGGAGAAACCUGAGUCGGACAGUAGCCAUUACCGGGUGCUACUUGUCUGCAAUCUGAAUACAGCCAAGGCCAGCGCUUCAGUAAACGUCAAGGCUGGCACUUUCAACGACAAAGGCCUGCCGGGCAUGGCACACCCGAAUUCCAUUCCCUAA